Molecule: messenger RNA, 2795 nt
Organism: Biomphalaria glabrata
Lineage: Eukaryota; Metazoa; Mollusca; Gastropoda; Planorbidae
Exons: 11
Coding region: 185-1474 (429 amino acids)
Molecular function (GO): protein binding
Source: RefSeq, a predicted model, not a curated record
AGUUUAAAAAUGGUCUAUUGACAACACCAAACAAGAUGUCGGAUUAUUCAAGAUUCUAGUUAAUUUUCACGAUCUGUUAUGUUAUUUAUUUAAACUAGAUCUAUAUUUAUUAAAAUUACUACGUUAGAUAUAGCUAUGUAGAUACAGCUAGUAGUAGAUCUAGUACUGUGAAGUCAAAGUGAAAAUGCCUAAGGGCAAAAAGAAAACAAAAGGCAAAGGAAAGGGUAAAGGUAAAAGCAAAGCUAAGAAAGACGUGUUAGGGGCUGACGGAGAUUCCAAGAAGCUUCUAAAAACCUAUGAGAGAAACUGUUCCAUGGCUAACUCUCAGAUGUGUCCUGGCAUAAAACAAUUAUUAAAAGCUGCAGCCGAGGAAAAUAAAGUUAUUACUAAGUUCAUUCUAGAAUCUGUCCAAGUUGUGAAAGAAAAUGACCUUCCAGUUUUACUUGACCCUUUCCUUUCUGCUCUGAGACAAGAACGUUACAAACAUGUCAAGGACUUGCACAUAUGGGAUUAUUUAAUGUCAUAUGAAGAUAUGGCUUAUUUGGCUCUUCUUCUUGAGAAAUCAAUAUUUCCCAUAAGAUUAUUGGAACUUUUGGAUUGCCUGAUUGAUUGUCAGACUAUUCCCAGACUUGCCAGAUCCUUGAUUUUCUGUGAGCAGAUGACAAUAUUGGUUUUAGAUUACAAUGAAUUUGGUGAUGAAGGAUGUAAGCUGCUCUGUGCAGGGCUUGCUAGCAACAUUACAUUACUAUCUCUUAGUUUGUCCUAUUGUAAUCUGGGAGUAAAGAGUGGUACCUACUUGGGACAUACUGUGUCCAACACUGCCAUCAGUGAACUUUACUUGGAUGGAAAUGAGCUUCAGACUGAAGGUGCAAUAGAGCUGAUCAAAUUGUUGGUAGAUCAAGCAGAGCUGGAAGCUUACCAAAGGGAAGAGGAAGCCAAGAGACUGGAGGAAGAAAAAAUUGAACAGGCAAAUUUAGAAAGAAUCAAGAGAUAUGAGAGUGGAACUGAGGCAAGUGUUGGAAGUGAGACAGAAGUGACCUCGCAGACAGAAAAAGGAAAGAAAAAGAAAAAAAAGGGGAAAGGCAAAAGGAAGAAAAAGAAGAGAGCUCCCAAAGGCCCACCACCUGUGGGACCAUGGCUUAACAAGCUUCACUUAGCAGAUAAUGGAAUUGAUGGCUAUGGUGACAGUGGACAGCUGGCUCCAAUAAUCUGCAUGAGACUUUUUAAGAAGCUGUUAAUGAACUCAAAGUGUUUUGUGGAAUUAGAUCUGGAAGACAACUCUAUUGGUGAGCUCGGAGGCCGAGAGAUUUUGGAAGGACUCACUGCUAGGAAAGAAGCUAAACUUGGAGCCUGUAAGGUUCGUACAAUACACAAGAUGACUGCAGACACUUUCAAUGCUAUUGUCAAGUUGGGAAGUGGCUUGAAAAAGAAAGGAAAAAGAAAAGGAAAAAAAGGAAAAAAGAAAAAGAAAUAAAGGAACUUUAGAACAUAAGUGCAAGUGUCCAAAGGAUUUGUUGUGAAGUGUGAUACAACUACAGUAAGAAUUGUUCUACUGACCAAAACACAUUUUUAUGGGUCCCAAAUGCUGCUGUACAGUCAAUAUGUUUUACCUACCCUAUUUCUAUGAAUAUGCUGUAAUCAAUGUUAGAAAGUACUUUCAAAAUUAUCUUAUUAGUAAAUACUAUUAAAGUUACCUUGUUAAAAAGUACUUACAAAGUCAUUAUAUUGAUGCGCCAAAGCAAGCUCCUUUUUCUUUGUUUGAUUAUGUCAGAAAGAUAUUUAAGAAGGUAACUUUGCAUACAUUUUGUCAGAAACAUUUUUAAAAAGGUAACUUUGUAUACAUUUGGGCUCAAGUAACUUAAGCUUGACUUCUUUUUGUCCACUAUAUAAAUAUUUGAAUUGUUGAAUGGCCUAUGACAGACGUGAAUGUAGCCAAGCCAUCUUUAUUUUUUGGGCCUCAUGCUGUUUUCAGUAGGCCAUUACAUUGUAAUUUUUUUUUUGCAUAUACUGUUAGUUCAAACUGUCUCAAUAUUGAAAUGCUGAGCAAUUAAUAAGUACAUAUUAGUAGGUCCAUCAAAAAAUUGAAAAUAAAAUGAGCUUCCAAAUGGAAAAUGUAUAAUUAAGUUUAAAACAACUAAUUUUAACAACAUAAACUUUGAAUAUAAAUUUGUUGAUAUAAAAAUAAAAACUAUUAUUCAUACUGUCAGCUUCCAAACUAUUUUGUUUCCAUUCUAAGUGGUUUUAAAAAGUAAACUCCAUAAUAUAUAUGUAAAUAAAUACAUACAGCUGAAAUCAAUUGUGAUAUUUUCAAAUGUGUGUGAUAUCAAAGAACUAUUUAUUACAAUGUGUUUACAUUUGAAAGCUUUUUGGCUGAAUUUUUUACAAAUCCAUGUAUUAUUUUUCUAUUGCACUUUACAAAGUUUGUUAAAGUUAUUUACAGAAUUAUAUUUUUAUUGCUAUACCAAAUGUAAUCUGAUGCAUUCAAAUGCUAGCAAGUUAUUGCCACAAUUAAACGAACAUGAAGAAAUACUUUUUUUCUGAUUGCUAAAUACAUUAUAAAUCAUGAAUUUAUAUUAAGCUUAACAUUUUUUUACAUUUGAAACAAAAAAAAAAAGAACAUUUGUUGAAUUUAAUUCUUUAAACAUUUAAAACAAAUGCUAUUGUUGAUGAAAAGCUUACAAGUUUUGAUUUAGAAAAUUGAAAUAAACAAACGUUUAGGGUCUGCACUUUUUCAAUCUAGCAGAUAAUGUAUUCUAUUUUUUUUUUAUGUAAUAAUAAAAUAAUGUUCAUUUUUA